AGACUUGAGUGGCAACUCGCUGACGGGAAGCGUGCCCGUUGAAAUGAGCCUCAUGACAAACCUGCAGUACCUAAAUCUCGGCAAGAACCAAAUCACGGGGUCUGUUCGUGCGGAACUUGGACAAUUGAAUAAAAUGGCGUACUUGUACCUUAACGACAACAAGCUUUCAGGAAGUGUUCCUGUUGCGUUGAAAGGAUUGACUGGCCUCCAGGAGUUGUCACUCGCUAACAACCAGCUGGUGUCAGCCAGUGUGGACACGGUGCUUGCUGUCUUCACCUCCGUCUCUGUACU
Closterium sp. NIES-65 is the source of this 291-nucleotide messenger RNA. NCBI's taxonomy places the organism in Eukaryota, Viridiplantae, Streptophyta, Zygnematophyceae, Desmidiales, Closteriaceae. The record is from the annotation of a GenBank genome assembly.